Molecule: messenger RNA, 2348 nt
Organism: Zophobas morio
Lineage: Eukaryota; Metazoa; Arthropoda; Insecta; Coleoptera; Tenebrionidae
Exons: 2
Coding region: 539-2284 (581 amino acids)
Cellular component (GO): nucleus
Molecular function (GO): DNA binding
Source: RefSeq, a predicted model, not a curated record
UAUGCCGGCUUAAAAAAAUUAUACCUAUAGAAUUAACAAACGUGAAUAUAGGAGACUUCCAUUUUUAUAUUCAUGUCUUAGUGUACAGUUUUUAACAACAAAAAUUAUAAACCUGACCAAUUUUUAAACCACUUUAAACGAACGUGGAACGUGUUCAUGUAUUUUUUAAGGAAGUAUUGUUAUGGUCUGCGUUGUAAGGAAGCACCCCGAAGAAAACUGUCAGCUUUCUUGUAAUAGGGGAAGUUGGGGGAAUACCGGCCACCGGGGUAAUUCCGGCCCCCUUAACUGCUCUUUCAUUAUAGACGCUUCAGUCAGUUGAGCAAUUGGAGCCAUCUAUAGGAUGGUAGCAUAGUUAUAACCUAAAGUCUUAAUAGGAUUGCAAAACAAUCGUGGAAGUAACGGCCGAUAAACUAAACUUGCCUAAACCGAUGUAUAAAAGUUUAUUGUUUAGAACUGAAUUGCGCCCAAACUGUUAUAGUAUAAUCAUCCAUAGUUGUUGAGAGUGUUCAAGUGAUUUUCCUGAGCCAGAGGAAUAAUCAUGCCCCGCAAUUACUCCAGAAAAACAGAUAGAGCAUCUUGGACUGAAAUUGCAUUAAAACAGGCCAUACACGACAUUAACAAAGGGACACCAGUUAGAGAAGCCGCUAGAGUAUAUGGGAUUCCCAGAAGCACGCUUCAAACAAAAUUGAAACGAAAGAUUAAAGAACCUUCAACGUUAGGUCGACCACCUGUAUUUUCAAAAGAGGAAGAAAAAGAAUUAGCUGACCGAAUAAUUCAUUUAUGUAAAUUGUUUUUUGGGUUGACAAGAGAAGAAGUAAAAAAAUGCGCCUUCGAUUAUGCAAAUAAAAACAGUUUAAAAUGUCCUUUUAACACAAAUAAGCGACGUGCUGGAGAUGAUUGGCUCUAUGGCUUUUUAUCAAGACACCCAGAGAUUUCCUUAAGAACGCCAGAAGCGACAAGUAUAAAUAGGGUUAAAGCGUUUAAUAAAAAAGAAGUUUCAAUAUUUUACAAUAAUUUAGAACAACUUUUAAAUAAUUACAGUUUUACUGCUAACAGAAUUUUCAAUACAGAUGAAACAGGAAUAUCAACUGUACAAUCUCCAGGCAAAGUUUUGGCUAAAAAAGGCACCAAACAAGUUGGGUACUUAACAAGCUGGGAAAGAGGCAAAAAUAUAACGGUUGUUUGCGCAUUUAGCGCAUCCGGAAUGUAUGUUCCCCCAAUGUUUAUUUUCCCCCGUAAGAGAUUGAAUCCACUGCUCGGAAAAGGAGGUCCACCAGGGGCUGCUUAUCGAUGUUCAGAGAGUGGAUGGAUUAAUGAGGAACUUUUUUUUCAAUACCUGAAACACUUCCAAAACUUUGUCAAACCGAGUCUUGAAGAUCCUGUCCUACUUGUUAUGGAUAAUCAUACUACACAUUCGACUCUGCAAAUUUAUGACUUUUGUAAAGCAAAUGGAAUUGUUCUCUUGACUAUACCUCCACACACUUCACACAAAUUACAGCCUUUAGACGUUACCUUUUAUAAAUCGCUUAAAACUGGGUUUAACGAGGAGUGUAAUAAAUACCUAAAAUGUCAUCCACAUCAGAAAAUUACUCCAUUUGAGGUUGCGGAACUAUUUAAUAAAGCGUUUAUGAGAGUCGCAACUCCACAGAAAGCGGUAAAUGGAUUCGAACACACUGGAAUUUUUCCAUACAAUCCAGACGUCUUUUCCCCUGAAGAUUUUACACCGGCACAGAUAUACAAAUCACAUGAACCAGACAUACGUGAAGCAGAAGAAUCUGCAGAAAUCAUUAGACAUUCCUCGCCAGAGCUUACACUGAUGGGGGAAUCCAUUAGGCAUUCAACUCCUGAACCGACAUCUAGUCUUGUGCCUGGUACUUCGGAACAUUUGUCAUUUACAGAGAUGCUACCGACCCCUGUAGCUAAAAAUUUAGGGACUCGAAAAAAUUCAAAAGCAGUUCAUUCAGAGAUAAUCACUUCAACGCCAAAUAAACAGAAUUUAAUACUGAAAGAAGACAGAAGAUUGAAGAAACUUGAAAGGUCCAAGAAUAAGGAGAAGAAACUCAGCAGUGUCAAAAAACAGGUUUUUUCCAACAAGGAAUCCAAACUCUCAACCAAACAAGCAAGUUCAAAAAUGUCGCAUGUGGAUAUAUGCCUUGUGUGUGGAGAAUUUGGUAAAAAUGGGGAAUUGUGGUUACGCUGCAUUAUAUGUGGAGAAUGGGCACACAAAGCGUGCACCGAUCAAACCCAAGCCCACACACAAUACAUUUGCGAUCAUUGUUGCUAACUUAUUACAGGCUGCACUGAAGUCCGGCUGAUAUUACCCCGAUGGGCGGGGGAAUAUUGGCCAA